Molecule: messenger RNA, 2985 nt
Organism: Megalops cyprinoides (Indo-Pacific tarpon)
Lineage: Eukaryota; Metazoa; Chordata; Actinopteri; Elopiformes; Megalopidae
Exons: 3
Coding region: 580-1263 (227 amino acids)
Source: RefSeq, a predicted model, not a curated record
AGCGGCGCGCAGUGACUCACAAGCCACACACACAAGUUUUUAAGUUCGAAAGACGCAGUCUGUUACAGGGAGUCCACUCGGAGGCAGGGUUCAUAGCAAGCUCUCGGUUCUCGGCUACACGCUUGUUCGGGCAAGAGCGAAAAAAAGUUAUCUGCUACUAGGCGCGGUACAAUUUUUUUAUGUCGUUACAAUUAAAACCCAUUUCCCUACACGCCGGUUGAAUUUGUCAACAAUAGAAAAUCUCUGGGAUCUGCUUGCCUGACACCACGAUUUGAGGCUGUUAUUUCAUCAUUGUCAAAGAGGAUUCCGCUGCAUUUCGGAAAACGCCACUUGGGCAGCGUGUGAACACAGCGAAACGGCUCGACCUGUUCAACCACUCUAAAGGCGAUAAUUCCGAGACUCGCUGAAGCUCACCGUUUGCAUGCAACAACAUAAAGACUUGGCAAGUGAAUGCAACUCCAUAGGAGGCUGGCAGCAAGUGAAAAGCAGGGAGAAAGAGCAGCUUCGGAGGUUAAGGAUCCCGCGUAGAGCACCCCUGACCCCCGCCCCGGGCUCGCCCCGCCAGCGCCUGGGCCCGCUAUGUCUCUGAGCAGCUUCCACCUGAUGCAGACGCUGAAAAACUCGCCGGCCGUGCUGCGGCGCCACUUCCGCCGCGACCGCACCGAGAGCCUGUCGCACGGCGACCCGCUCUUCAAGGUGCACUACCUGGGCACGGCCAAGAUCUUCUCGCUGGACCGCGAACAGGCGGAGGACGCCAUCAGCCGCAUGCUGGACGGCGCGCCCGGCAAGCUGAGCAAGGACCACGCCCUGGUGGUGCGGCCGCGCUAUGUGGAGGUGAAGGAGAUCAGCACUGGCCGGCAGCUGACCAAGACCUACCUCCAGGACAUCGCGUACUGCGCGGCCGACACGGCGCGCCCCAACGUCUUCCUCUACAUCUGCAAGCAGCACGGCCAGCAGCUGCAGUGCCGGGUGUUCUGGUGCAGCCGGGCUGAGCGCGCCAAGGACAUGACCGCCUGCCUGGCGCUCUCCUUCCAGCGGGCGCUCAGUGACUGGCAGGACCGCUGCGCCCCCGGCCCUGCCCCGGGGGAUGUGCUGCCCAGGGUGGAGGAGGCGCCGGCCCCCGCCAAUCCACCAUCGAGGAGCUCCACACUGCCGGCUAGCUUUGGAAAAGUUCGCUGGCGGAAGAGGAGCUCGGUGUCCCACAGUCCCCUGAGAACCAUCACGAGGCGGGGCUCUGCUUCUGACAGCGGACCCUGGCACUGAGGAUGGCAGCAGGCGGCCCAAAGGGUUCAUCAUGACCCCCCUGGGACUUGUUCACCAUGGGAAAGGUGGAGGUUGGGAGGGGUGGGUUGACUGUUUGAGUGAGGGGACCACAGCUGGACUUUUUAGACUGUUUCCUUCUGAUCUGUUCCAAAGCAGCACACUGAGUCCCUGUGGCCCAGCUCCAUAUUUACAGGGGCUGCGCUGGUGCUGCCAUUGUGGGCUCCAAGCAGUGGAGUGUCCCCUGCUUCUGAAAGGCGCUGACAAUGGGGACGGGACUGUUGGACAUCUCUGCAUUCUGGAUAAUGCCAUUAAAUGCAGUCCUCAUUAGUGAGUGUGAGGACCCAUGUGCAAUGCAGGCUGGGAUAUCGCUCAAAAAAGCUUAAGUUACGGCAGCUGACGCUGGCCCAAGGUUCUAGGAGGUCACAGACAGGUCGCUAUAUUCCUGCCAUCAUUUUUAUUCAUCUUUUUUUAAACGGUAAUGUUUGUUUUUGUAAGUCUUUGGCUCUCACGCGAUUGCCCCCGGAGGUCAUAGGGAUGUUUUUGGAAGGGGACGGGGGGCGCAAUGGUAAAUCAGAUAGAUGGGUCUCUCUCCAAGGGGUCGGGGUUCAGGGAUGUUUUUUGGGAGUGAGAACGGGAGUGGGUGGCAGAGGGAGGGACUCUUGGCCUUAUGGUUAGACCAUACAGCAAUAAAGACAGGGGCGUUUCCUCGUGUAGUUAGCGUUCGUUGUUGGAGUUUAAGAGUAGACUGUCGGCACAGGCCAUGUAUAGCAUUGCAGAGCACUUCAGUUCACUCCUUACAUUACACUGCACAGCCUCUGUCCUGCACAGCCAGACAUUUGUAUCUGUUGCGGUUGUUCCUUGUUCUGUAUGUUUUCAUAUAUUUCCUUGAAUGAGACCUAAAUUUGUUCCACAGGUUAUGAUUUUUUUGUUGUUUUUUUUUCUGUUUUCCUUCUUUAAUUAAACAGUAUGGUUGAUUUGGUAUUGCAUACCUGGUAAAGCCUGCACUCGAUCCAAAAGUGUAUGUAUUUAGUAUUUAUGUAUUUAGUGUGUUGGGCCGUUUCAGUAUGGCGAGACGGUUAGCCACUGUUUGCUUUGUGACUUUUCUGCCACAGCAGCAUGACUGGCAGCUGUGCGGAAUGCUCACCGUGCACCUGCAUUCCACUGUGGAAAAGAGGCCACGCCGACCUGCCUUCCCUGCCCCCACCAAGCCAGCAUGGCUGCAUUCCUUCCCUGUGUUACAGAACAGUGAAGUUCCAAAGAUUCUGUCUGCUCAUGCCACCUCAGGCUGAUCCCAGCCUCUGAUGAAACCUGUGUGCAACCUGGCCUGGGAGUCUUCAGCAGUCACAUAUUUCGGGACAGUAGUAAUAAGUUAGGAUUGUUUCCUGAUCCCGUGGUUGAUAUUUUAAAUCUGCAGGUACAGACUGAUUUAAGGGACAGCUGUUUUAGUAGCAGGCCCAAUGUGAUGUGUGUACUGCUGUCUCCCCCUAGGGGCAAGAACAUGUAUUACCCUGUGCACAGUUGGUAGAGGGUUUCUAUGGUCUUUUGGUUGGAGGUCCCUCAUCCUGCCUUUUUUUUUGUUUGAUGACUGGCAUUAUGAAUAAAGUGAAGCUUUUUAAAGACAUUUUAAUUGAUUUUAAUUAUUAAAAUGUAUCCCAUUACUGCUAGUGGCACAGCUCCUAGUCAGGAGUUCUGUUGGAGGCAUCAAGGUUUUUAAUGUUUAAA